Molecule: messenger RNA, 945 nt
Organism: Blumeria graminis f. sp. triticale
Lineage: Eukaryota; Fungi; Ascomycota; Leotiomycetes; Helotiales; Erysiphaceae
Source: the annotation of a GenBank genome assembly
AUGAAUUGUCUCCUUGCAAUUUUGUUUUUCACGGGGAAGGAAACACCAGAAAACGAUCGUCUAGCUGUACUGAGCAACUCUCCUAAAACCAUGAAUUACUUGUAUUCUCCACGCGGAAGUCCUACAUUUCCUGAGCCUCCGAAAGAUCACGACUUGUAUAAGACGCAUAGCCACAUCAAAGGACCCGGCACGUAUGCUACUGUUUAUUGCUCGCCAAGAUUGACCAGUGAAGAAAUACGUCGCUUGAUCUGGGAUAAAUACACGAGACCCACGUCUUACAUCGACCAAGUGUCGAGCUGGAAUAGUGAAGAGGAAAAUCAAUGUUUCAAUACCAUAUAUUCAAUAUAUAGAGAUUCUUCCAGCCCAACGCAAAUCCCAAUUCCAAGCUCAAAUCUCAUAAAAUCGCAAAAAUGCACCGAAAGAGUUUUGGGUAGUAUAGCUUUUCAGGGUGGGUUUGAAACCAUUGGUAUACAUCAAUCACCCAAGAAUACAUAUCCGUACCCUCGCCCCACCGUUACGUUUGACAAACCUAUGGAAAUGUCAAAUAUGGUUCAAGAUGGUCGAUUCUUCAACAUGGUAAGCAGAGAGGGUUCGACAUAUGCCCUAGCUUGGUACCAUGGACACAUUCAACUCUUUCAAAGGUUGCAGGGUAGCGAGGAAUGGUUUCCGAAGACAUCUAUUAGAAAUGAGCCGGAAAACGGAGGAUUAAUUACCAACUUUUUGUUGAAGAAUAAUUUGCAAAUCAGUAGGGCCUGGAAGAAAUUAAAACCAAGUGAGAGUGGCUCUCGCAACAUUCAGUCAUCAGAGACAUGCGAGGCGAGUUUUGAAAAUUCCCAAAACGGGAGUAAAUGCGGAAGACUCGGACCGGUCGUGGAUAAGCUUGCCUCAACGCCUGUGACAGGGUACUUGGGAGGCGAAAUAUGCGGAUAUCUUGGCGACGCCUGA